AUGGAGUCCAUCAAGCAAAGCACAGAAUUGGUUGAAGAUGCGAAGCCCACACGACUUACGGGAGAAAAUGCUGGCGACAUGGCCCAGAAGAGGUUGAUCCGGAGUAUUCUUUUCAAAUUGGAUACAAGGAUUCUCCCAAUCUUAGCCCUGCUUUUCCUAUGUUCUUUCUUGGAUCGUACAAAUGUCGGCAAUGCGAAGAUCCUCGGCCUCGAGAGCGACCUCAAUAUCACUGGUCAUCAAUAUGAUAUAGGCUUGGCAGUUUUCUAUCUGACCUACAUAUGCAGGUAUGUGAAGAGCCAACAUCAUCGCAUGUAUAUCUAUGCGCCACAAUUUGUUUGGGCUAACCGGAGCACUGCUGACGCCAGCGAACUCCCGAGUAACCUCAUCCUGAAGAAGGCGUCACCGAAAAUUUGGCUACCGUUUCUCACUAUGGUUUGGGGUAUCAUCACUAUGUGCCUCGGCUUUGUUCGCAAUUUUGCGGGGUUUGUGGCUGUCCGUGCUAUUCUGGGCAUUGCGGAGGGAGGAUUACUCCCUGGGAUGGUACUGUAUCUAUCAUUCUUCUACAGACGAGGGGACCUAGCCUUGCGCAUUGGAUUGUUUUACACCGCUGCGUCGUUAUCUGGUGCUUUUGGAGGGCUUUUAGCUCGUGGAUUGGCUGAAAUUGGCCCUCGGGGCGGACUGGAAGGCUGGCGUUGGAUUCUGAUUAUUGAGGGGCUACUGACAUUCUUAUGCGGCUGCCUCAGUUAUGCUGGCCUUCCAAAUAGCUUAGAAACAGCGACGUUUCUGACCCCCGAAGAACGAUCCUUUGCACAGGAAAGGAUUAUGCUUGAUAAUCCAUCCGCACCUCAGACAAGCUCCUCUGGAGAUGAAUUGGAGACCCUGAGAUGGUCUGAAGUGCGAAGGGGACUGCUAGAACCCCAGAUGUGGUUUUCUGCAGCGGCGUAUUUUGCCAUAUUGUCCGGAUUAUACUCGUUCGGGCUGUUUCUACCUACUAUUAUUGACGAAAGCGGCUUUACAACUGACCCAAAUGCCGUGCAGUUGUGGACGGUGAUUCCAUAUGCUGUCGCAGCUGUCUUAACAGUAUUUGUGGCUCUUAUCUCGGAUCGCUUGAAGCUGCGAGGUCUUAUUAUGCUUUUCACUCUGCCUAUUGCCAUUGCUGGGUACGCAGCUAUUGCCAAUAUCCAGUCUGCCAAAGUCAAGUAUGGAAUGACCUUCCUUAUGGCCACUGGCAUGUAUAGUAGCGUCCCAUGUAUUCUGGUGUGGAAUACAAAUAACUCAGCUGGACACUACAAGCGUGCGACAACGUCAGCGAUGCAGCUGACGAUCGCCAACUGCGGUGGCUUUGUUGCUACGUUCAACUAUCCUGACAAGGACAAACCCCAGUAUCACCGUGGUCACACUAUCAUUCUAGGCCUCCUUGUUUUUGCAUGGUUCAUGGUACUUCUCAACAUUUUCUAUUGUGCCAAGGUCAACAGGGACAAGAAGAAGGGUAAAUACGCACAGUACAUGGGUUAUAAUGAUGACAGAAACCCUGCGUUUAAGUUGAUGUUGUGA
Messenger RNA from Aspergillus nomiae NRRL 13137, 1554 nucleotides. Its product is annotated as putative MFS transporter. NCBI's taxonomy places the organism in Eukaryota, Fungi, Ascomycota, Eurotiomycetes, Eurotiales, Aspergillaceae. Gene Ontology annotation, biological process: transmembrane transport. Gene Ontology annotation, cellular component: membrane. The coding region runs from base 1 to 1554 and encodes 517 amino acids. Gene Ontology annotation, molecular function: transmembrane transporter activity. The transcript has 10 exons. The record is from RefSeq and is a predicted model, not a curated record.